AUGGGGGAGAAGACUUCCGACCCUGAGGCUCCAAGUCUCUCCCACCAUGAGUCUCCUAUAUCUAUUGAGAAGCGAGAGGAAGAGGCAGCUACUGCUCGAGAGUGGGCUCGCGAUGUGGACAAAAGCACCACUACCAACACUAAACUUAAGAAUCCUCUUGCCGAGUUGAGUCGAGAACAGCUCCUGAAUGAUGUCGAGGCUUUCGCGAAGGAAAAAGACCUUGAGCAUAUCCUCGAUGAUCUGCGAAAAGGGGCCCUUGUCUCGCAGGAUCCAAGAGCGUUCGAGCAGAUGGACGAGCUGACGGAGAGUGAGAAAGAACUACUUCGACGGGAGAAGACGCAUCGGUGGAGUCAGCCGUUUAUGAUGUAUUUCAUGACAGUCCUCUGUGCUGGAUCUGCUAUCGUGCAAGGAAUGGAUCAGACCGCCGUCAACGGUGCGCAGGAGUUCUACUUUGCUGAAUUUAAUGUCACCGACACUUGGCUCCAAGGCCUCCUCAACGGCGCUCCCUAUCUCUGCUCCGCCGUCAUCGGAUGCUGGACCACGGCGCCGCUGAAUCGCUGGUUUGGUCGCCGCGGAUGCAUCUUCAUUUCGUGCUUUAUCUCCUUUGCCGCCUCGUUCUGGAUGGCGGCCGCACAUACCUGGUGGAAUUUGUUGCUCGGCCGUUUCCUCCUCGGCUUUGCGGUGGGCGCCAAAUCCACAACCACCCCGGUGUAUGGCGCCGAGUGCUCACCGGCCAAUAUCCGCGGUGCUCUGGUUAUGAUGUGGCAGAUGUGGACGGCAUUUGGCAUCAUGCUGGGGUAUAUUGCCUCUGUUGCGUUUAUGGACGUGUCGCAUCCCACGAUCCCUGGCUUCAACUGGCGAUUGAUGCUAGGGUCGACCGCCAUUCCUCCCUUCUUCGUCUGCAUGCAGGUCUAUUUGUGUCCCGAGUCGCCUAGGUGGUACAUGAUGCGCAACCGCUACCACGACGCGUACAAGGCGCUCUGCAAAUUCCGCCCGUCAACAUUCCAAGCUGCGAGAGACCUCUACUAUAUUCAUGCUGCUCUAAAGGUCGAGGAGAAGCUCCGCGAGGGCAAGCAUUUGUUCCACGAGAUGUUCUCCAUUCCGCGCAACCGACGUGCGGCGCAGUCGUCCUUCUUCUUCUGUGGUGUCAAUGCGAUCAUGUACUAUUCCUCGUCGAUGUUCCGGGAAGCCGGUUUCGACACCCGUAUGGCACUCGUCACGUCCCUCGGGUGCGGCAUCACCAACUGGAUUUUCGCCCUGCCAGCUGUAUACACGAUCGACACCUUUGGACGACGGAAUUUGCUGCUGACCACCUUCCCUCUGAUGUGUAUAUUCCUCCUCUUCACCGGCUUCUCAUUCUACAUACCCGAUCAAACAUCUCGGACAGCCUGCGUCGCGACUGGCAUAUACCUCUUCAUGAUCGUGUACUCGCCCGGUGAAGGACCGGUACCAUUCACCUACUCCGCAGAAGCUUUCCCCCUCUACAUCCGAGACAUCGGCAUGUCCUUCGCAACAGCCACAACGUGGGGUUUCAACUUCAUCGUCUCGCUGACCUGGCCGUCGCUCAAUAAAUCGUUCACGCCCACCGGUGCCUUUGGCUGGUACGCGGCGUGGAACUUCUUCGGCUGGAUCUUUUGUUAUUUCUGUCUGCCGGAGACCAAGGCGCUCUCGCUUGAGGAGCUGGAUCAGGUCUUUUCGGUUCCGACGACUAAGCACAUCAAUCACUAUCGGGCGAUGUUGCCGUGGUAUGUCAAGAAGUAUUUGCUUCGGAGAGAUGUGCCACCGCAGAGGCAGCUCUACGAUUAUUAUUAG
This is a messenger RNA of Aspergillus pseudoviridinutans, 1812 nucleotides long. RefSeq lists its product as uncharacterized. Bases 1 to 1812 code for a protein of 603 amino acids. Gene Ontology annotation, cellular component: membrane. Gene Ontology annotation, molecular function: myo-inositol:proton symporter activity. Lineage: Eukaryota; Fungi; Ascomycota; Eurotiomycetes; Eurotiales; Aspergillaceae. The transcript is spliced from 6 exons. Gene Ontology annotation, biological process: transmembrane transport. The record is from RefSeq and is a predicted model, not a curated record.